UCUCCUCUCUUUUUCCCUCCAGACUCAGAACGCAGAGAAAAAAAAUGGCUUUAACAUUACGUUCGUCAAAUUAUUUCCUCAAUCUCAAGGACACCAAGGGCCUGAAAACUCCUGAUGACUUAUCUGGCACAGUUUGCUUUGCGCAAAUCAAGCCUUCAUGUCGUCUCCGAGCAACAAAGAGUUCAAUGAAAGAGGCACAGAUCUCCCAUGAGAAGAACUUCACUCCUGAAGGAGUGAGGAGAGAGAAACUCCAUGUACUUUCUAGUUCUCACUCUCCAAAGAAUGACUCAAGAGUGCCUGUUUUUGUGAUGCUGCCACUUGACACACUGACUCUUGGAGGCAACUUGAACAAGCCAAGAGCCAUGAAUGCUAGCUUGAUGGCCUUGAAAGCCGCAGGAGUGGAAGGGGUCAUGGUUGAUGCUUGGUGGGGUUUGGUGGAGAAAGAUGGACCUCUCAAGUACAACUGGGAAGGCUACGCCGAGCUCGUUCAGAUGGUUGAAAAGCAUGGCUUGAAGCUCCAAUUUGUCAUGUCCUUUCAUCAGUGUGGAGGCAACGUUGGAGACUCCUGCAGCAUUCCUCUACCUCCAUGGGUGCUUGAAGAAAUCAGCAAGAAUCCUGAUCUUGUGUACACAGACAGAUUGGGAAGGCGAAACCCGGAAUACAUUUCCUUGGGUUGUGAUUCAUUGCCUGUUCUUAGAGGAAGAACUCCUAUUCAGGUCUACACUGAUUACAUGAGGAGCUUCCGUGAGAGAUUCAGAGAUUUCUUGGGUGAUGUUAUUGUGGAAGUUCAAGUAGGAAUGGGCCCUUGUGGGGAGCUCAGAUAUCCAGCUUACCCCGAAAGCAACGGAACUUGGAAGUUUCCCGGGAUUGGAGAAUUCCAAUGCUAUGACAAGUAUAUGAGAGCUUCCUUGGAAGCAUCAGCUGAAGCGAUCGGAAAGAGGGACUGGGGACAAAGUGGACCGCAUGAUGCUGGUCAGUACAGACAGUUCCCUGAAGAGACUGGGUUUUUCCGGAAUGAUGGAACUUGGAAGACAGAGUACGGACAGUUCUUCCUUGAAUGGUACUCCACUAAGCUAUCGGCGCAUGGUGAUAGAAUUCUGGCAGCUGCAAAAGGAGUUUUCCAUGGAACCAGAGCAAAACUAUCUGGGAAAAUUGCUGGGAUCCACUGGCAUUACAGAACAAGAUCUCAUGCAGCUGAACUAACUGCAGGAUACUACAACACAAGAAAUAGGAAUGGUUACAGUGCACUGGCACAGAUUUUCGCCAAACAUGAUGUUAUUUUCAACUUCACCUGCAUGGAAAUGAAAGAUGGCGAACAGCCUCAACAUUGCUCACCGGAGGGGUUAGUGCAGCAAGUAAAGAUGACAACUAGAUCAGCUAGAAUUGAGCUUGCGGGAGAGAAUGCAUUGGAAAGGUAUGAUGCAAGUGCCUAUGGACGAGUUUUAGCGACAAGUCGGUCAGACUCAGGUAAUGGGUUGUGUGCAUUUACAUAUCUAAGGAUGAACAAGAGGCUGUUUGAAGGGGACAACUGGAGAAACUUGGUGGAGUUUGUGAAGAGCAUGUCAGAAGGUGGUCGGAACAGAAGACUUUCAGAGUGUGACUCUACUGGGACUGACCUAUAUGUUGGAUUCAUCAAAGAGAAGAAUGUGAAGCAAACAAAGGAGGCCGCUCUUGUGUAGAAAGUGUACAAGUAAACGUUCAUCUAUAAAUGAGCAUAGUCAGUGUAUAAUAUGAUAAGCGGAGAAAAAAUGUAAGAAACAUAGAGGGCAAAAAUACUGAUGUAUCAUACACCACAAUUUGGCAUAAUAUGCUAAAAGCUAGGGACAGUUAAAAGAAAGGAAUUAGAACUUUGUAUCUAUAAUUCUAUAUCUCCAUUACGUGAAUGGACAACUUCUAUUCAUUCAGAAUUCCAAGAGAUUAUCUCAGGGAAUCAUUUCAGGAUUCAUAGAAGUGUUGCCAGUCAAAUGCCAUCUGAAAAUUGUCCAUAAUAAAAGGCACUACUAGUUGUUCAUAAU
Molecule: messenger RNA, 2015 nt
Organism: Morus notabilis
Lineage: Eukaryota; Viridiplantae; Streptophyta; Magnoliopsida; Rosales; Moraceae
Product: beta-amylase 3, chloroplastic
Exons: 4
Coding region: 45-1679 (544 amino acids)
Biological process (GO): polysaccharide catabolic process
Molecular function (GO): beta-amylase activity
Source: RefSeq, a predicted model, not a curated record